Messenger RNA from Humulus lupulus (European hop), 684 nucleotides. RefSeq lists its product as uncharacterized. The coding region runs from base 1 to 684 and encodes 227 amino acids. Lineage: Eukaryota; Viridiplantae; Streptophyta; Magnoliopsida; Rosales; Cannabaceae. The transcript is spliced from 4 exons. The record is from RefSeq and is a predicted model, not a curated record.
AUGGAUCCAUCAAAUGAUGAAGAGGGUGAUCCGUUUGUUGAUGAUCAUGGUAAUGAUCUGGAGGGGAUUAAUCCUACCACACCAACAAAUACGCAAGAUAAGAAGUAUAGGGGUAAAACGACCUGUAGUGAUAUAUUCAAAGCAAGAAGCGAGGGUCGCAAUUAUGAGGUCGAAUACAAUCAUUUUGAUCGAGCGAUGGGAAAAGAGGGGAUUAAGAUGAACAGCACCAUCGUUCUUCUAUCACGCACAACCCUUCCUUUAGAUAUCAACAAUUGGAAACAAAUGCCGAAUGAUAAAAAGGAGACUUUAUGGGGUCAAAUACAGGCGGAAUAUAGGCAAAAAGUAGCAGAAGGCGAGUUGGUGGAGGAAGGUUCAAACGAUAUACUAACAAUGACAUUAGGCACUCCAGAGCAUGGGGGACGUGUUAGGGGGAGCGGUGUGUUUGGAUCAUCAAAUGCAUCUAGUUCAAGUGUAGGAGGAGCCUCAAACACGCCACACGCACCAUAUGCCCCUCCACCAUCGACGCAGGCACAAUAUGCUCCCCCACCACCGACGUGGACAUCAUAUGCUCAUCGACCACCUUCACAGCCACCUUAUGCUCCUCCACCACUGACACAGGCCCCAUGUGCUCCCCCACCACCGCAGUCAAAUUUUCCUGAUGAGUUGCAAAGGGGAAACUUUUAA